Molecule: messenger RNA, 855 nt
Organism: Peronospora farinosa
Lineage: Eukaryota; Oomycota; Peronosporomycetes; Peronosporales; Peronosporaceae
Source: the annotation of a GenBank genome assembly
AUGCAGCCUGAAUCAGUGCCAUCGCCGCCGGACGUGGCGCAUGAAACGCAACAAGCGCGCGACUGGUGGAGCGUACGAGAGCUGGAAGUGGAGCGUGAGCUAGCUGCAGGUUUGCAGCGUCGUAUGGAAGCACAACGCAGACAACUCUACGCGUUCAAGACGGAGCAGAGCAAAUGGGAGCACGAAUUGCAGCUGCGGAUCUCGAAAUAUGCACACGACCGUAAAUUAUUGAGUGAACAUAAUGUCGAACUACAGAAACAGAUGGUACUUAUGGAAGAAAAAAUGAUGCAACAUGAGCGAGAAAUGGAUCAACAGGUGGAACACGUGAUUGAGCUUGAAGGAAUGUUACAUGAGAAUCAGAUUGAUGUGCAGCAGAUUCAGGCGUUACGACAAGAGAAUGAAGAGUUGCAACGAAAACUGCGACAUUGGGAGACGUUUUAUCGAAAGGAAAAGGUGGUGAUUGCAAAGGAGCAAAAGAUGCAGCAAGAAGAACUUUUGACAGAAUUAGAGACGCUUCUAGCGAUUUCAAAAGAUGAAAUGGUGCAGCUACAGCAUCUAGGAGCAAUUCAUGAGAGGGAGACACAAGGUGAACAGGUUUGGAAAGCUAGAGUACGACGGAAAGCUAUUACAGAAGAUGAUCCGCUUGUUACGAGAAUUAAAGAAUUAGAAGCGACGUGCAAGCAAAAGGACCAAACUAUCUACUCGCUGAAGACGAUUGUGGAACAGCAAGAGACUGUAUUUGAUGAGAAGAUGAAGAUUUUAACAGCCAAGUACGACCAGGUCAAGACAAUUAACAUGGUAUUGCAGAAACGGCUCAUGCUUGCACUGACAAAGGAAAACAGUAGCAAGUCGUAA